AUGGCAGUGAACCAGACGGCGGCGUUGAAGAGGUGUAGGUUGGUGGAGCCCUUGAAGUUCAAAAAUGGAAAGCCUCACUUUCCUCUCCUCGCCUCUGAUCCUGCGUUUCCAACCUUCUUCUCCCCUAAUUCCCAUUUCCAAAAUGAUAUCAACAAACACGACACUAGGCUCCGUAUAUUUUCUGGCACUGCUAAUCCUGCUCUUGGUCAGGAGCUUGGGAAAAUCAAGAUAAAGCGUUUUCUUGAUGGUGAGAUUUAUGUUCGGUUGCAAGAGAGUGUGAGAGGGUGCGACGUGUUCCUUGUGCAACCCACUUGUCCCCUCGCCAAUGAGAAUCUUAUGGAGCUUCUCAUUAUGAUCGAUGCUUGUCGAAGGGCUUCUGCUAAGAACAUUACUGCCGUCAUUCCCUAUUUUGGCUAUGCCAGGGCUAACAGAAAGGUCAGUUUCCUAUUUCUUUGUCAUGGAUGGAUGUAUUUAUUGGAAUAUGGGACUAAACGUCAGGGGAUUUUCAAGGAAACAACAGAUCACCUGUAUAAUGUAGCCACUCAGGAGCGGGAAACUACUUUGAAUCAGCUACUAAUAGAACUUGAUGGGUUUGAUACUGGCAAAGGUGUUAUAUUUUGGGCUGCUACAAAUCGUAGAGAUUUGUUAGAUCCUGCACUUCUCAGGCAAGGUCGUUUUGAUCGUGAGGUGCAUACUUUGGCUUUCUGUUCCGGUGUUUUGGAUUCUCUGGCGGUUGAAUUGAAAGCAUCAAAGGACUUCUCUAAGUUAUAUGCAGGCAUUAUUGUUGUUGCUGACACUUGGGACAGAUCAAGUUCUCAGCUCACACUAUCUAAUGACUUUGGUAGUUCUUAUUUCUCCUAG
Gossypium arboreum is the source of this 861-nucleotide messenger RNA. Its product is annotated as probable inactive ATP-dependent zinc metalloprotease FTSHI 1, chloroplastic. The coding region runs from base 1 to 861 and encodes 286 amino acids. Gene Ontology annotation, biological process: 5-phosphoribose 1-diphosphate biosynthetic process; purine nucleotide biosynthetic process. Lineage: Eukaryota; Viridiplantae; Streptophyta; Magnoliopsida; Malvales; Malvaceae. The transcript is spliced from 7 exons. Gene Ontology annotation, cellular component: cytoplasm; ribose phosphate diphosphokinase complex. The record is from RefSeq and is a predicted model, not a curated record. Gene Ontology annotation, molecular function: ATP hydrolysis activity; ATP binding; ribose phosphate diphosphokinase activity.